AUGUCUCGUCCGCAGGUGAGCAUUGACCGUAUCACGCCGCGGCGGGUGACAAAUGAACCCCGCGAGGCGAUGAACUGCAAGUCCUGUCGGAAAAGAAAGCCCAUUUCGCGUGUGUGUGAUUCUGACCGAAGAUGUGGGUCAAACUCUAGAUCAAGUGCAAUCGCAUGCGUCCCAGCUGUGAGGCAUGUAAGAUUUUUCAAUGUCCUUGCAUUUAUGCUUUACCUUUGCACUCAAGAUGCGGUUCCGAAGAAACGAGGCCCCAAGACGGACGUUUUGGAGGCAUUGAUGAAGCGCGUGGAUGGACUGGAGAAGCGGCUACAGGAAGAGAAAGGCCCCGUUACACCCACUGCGGAUGCUUCAUCAUCCGUCAAAACGCAAGAGGGAGAACCGCCUCCGCCAGAGAGUUCCACGACGCGCAGUAACACCAUCGCUUCCUAUCAGAGCCCCUUGUCUCCCACAGAGGAUCGAUAUCCUCCCUCUGAGUGCUCGUCUCAACGCCGAGGUUCGUCCACUUUCCAGGAGCUAUACAACGGAUAUGGAGGCCCUGCGGCCGGGCCUCAACAGCAGCAGCCGCUGCAGUCGCCUUCCCAGCAACAUUUCACCCUUCCCAUUGCCGUGCUGGAUACAUUCUUUUCCAGAAUUCACGGUAAACCAUUCUACAUCCUUGAUGAAUCGGUAACGCGACAAAAACAUCAACUAGGACAACUGCCUCCCUACUUAGCCAUGGCCAUUUAUGCAAUUACUGUCAGAUAUGUCCACCCUCCCGGAGGCCCAAAAGGCCCCUUACGCGUGGGCUUGGACUACGCUCUACAGGCGCGGCGUUCUGUGGAUGUGGAUAAUCCAACCAUUGAAGGCAUCCAAACUCUGCUCUUGCUGUCUAUGGUCUUCUUCGCCUAUGGCUUGAGCAAAAAGACGUACAUGACUUUAUCCAACUGUUCGGCCAUGAUUCUGGCAUUGGAUCUCUACCGGGAGCCAUCACCCAAAUCGAACCUUUCUCCGGCAGAGCGAGAGACGAGACGACGAAUCUUCUGGACCUGUUACAUGAUGGAUCGAUUUGCCGCAUGCGGGUCAAAACGGCCAUGUCUAAUUUCUGACCAUUCAAUUGUUUUGCGUUUACCGUCCUCGCCAUCACAAGCCAAUGGGCUAUAUGUCGAAGGCGAGAUUUUUAACAAUGCCGGCCCAAACAUCCAGUAUUCAUCUGACCCGCGCAAGCAAGGCCGGAGUGCCACUGCGUUGCUCAUUGACAUCACGCGCAUCUUAGGCAUCACUAACCGGUACUUGGCAGCCGGUGGAGUAAAGGGUGAUUCCCAUUUUCCCUGGCACUCCCUGUCCAAUCUCUCCAAGAUCCGCCAAGAGCUGGACAUCUGGGCGGCCGGAGCCCAGGAUAUAUUCGUUUCCAUUGAAUCAUUGUUUGGGCACCCUGAGAGCACGACUCUCCUCCUGAGCAAGUUGAUUUAUCAUCUGAUCCACUGCUUGAUCUAUCGUCCCUUCCUGCCUAUUGACCUGGUCGAGCUUCGUGGGACGGGACAACACCAGUCCUGGCAGAUUGAAGCCACCAAUCUAUGUUUCUUACACUCCAACGCGAUUGCUGAGCUCGUCGAGUUUGGGCGAAAUUCGCCGUUGAUUGAGUGGCCCGCGUUUAUCAGCUACUGCGUAUGUACCGCAGGAACCGUCCAUGUUCAUGGCGUACAUUACAAAGGGCAGGAAGGAGAAGUCUUCUCUUCCAGCGCCGAGUUCCUUGCAAAAGAGAUGCAGCAAUUGUCCUGGUUACGACAUUGCUGGGCUGGUGUGCAGCACCAACGGGAGCUGUUGCAAACGAUCUACACUUGUCAUUCAGAACUUGUAAGGAACCUGGCUAGCAGCACGAUGCGAUUCUCUCCGAUUUUUCACCUGGAAGAUUUCUUCGAUCGCUACCCCGGCUUAACGGUGGAUGGGUCUCACGUGCGUUUGGUCGAUGUCAUGCCUGACUGGAGCAACGGCAGCAUGUCCAUGUAUCCCUUUGAUAGGCAUGACCACUAUCUCAAUCAAGCCACGAGCGCACCCAUUUUGCCAUCACAGCGAUUUUACCAGCCUCACCAGCAGCAAUAUCAGUCCGGCUCCUCCACGUUACCCUCAUCUCAAAUCUCCUCACGUGGAGACAUCUCCAGCCAAGAACAUAACCGGACGAAGAAUACCGACCUAUCUCCUCUCUCCCCUACGACUUUGCCUCCCCAGCCUCCUCAACUGCCGCCUAUGUUCCCCUUGUCCAACACGGAGUUCCCCUCCUUCACAUCCAUCGAAGAGAGUCCCCGAAUGCAGAACGCCUUUUCUCCGUCCUUCGGGCUCUCCCUACCCGGCUUCGCGUCGGAUUCCGUUCUCAAUGUAGCGCCCACGCCACCAGGCAACCCCCAGUACGCCACUUUCCCAUUCGAUGCUGCCCACCAGCAGCAGCAAACGAAUCCAUCGGCUGGAUCCGGCAUGAUGACCGCUCUGACGCCGGGCGCUCAGUCUCAAGCGAGCGGCUCGCAGGCAACGAAUGCCAGCGACACGGGACCUCCCUCCGAGAAGGAUCCGUUUCUCAGCCUGCUGGAGCAGCUGGCCGAGAACGAGCAAAAUUCCCAAGGAGGUCCAAGCGAGCUCGAUUUCUUCCUCAGUGGCGGCAUCGAGGGGGAGGGGGAGGCCUCCGAUGCGGUUGCAGUGACGCAAGUAGAUGCAGAUGGCGAUGCUCUUGUCGGCUUGGAGGAAGGGGUCAACACCAACAGAGGGCCAGAAAACGCCGCCUCGUCACAUCCUCCUGCUGAAGGCAACAAUAAUAAUCAUGCGGAUGAAUAG
Rasamsonia emersonii CBS 393.64 is the source of this 2811-nucleotide messenger RNA. RefSeq lists its product as uncharacterized. Gene Ontology annotation, biological process: DNA-templated transcription. The transcript is spliced from 6 exons. Gene Ontology annotation, cellular component: nucleus. Gene Ontology annotation, molecular function: DNA binding; zinc ion binding. The coding region runs from base 1 to 2811 and encodes 936 amino acids. Lineage: Eukaryota; Fungi; Ascomycota; Eurotiomycetes; Eurotiales; Trichocomaceae. The record is from RefSeq and is a predicted model, not a curated record.